AUGGCGAGCGCCGUCACUCAGCUCCCGAAAUCGAGUGAGUCUAUUUCUUGUCAGUAACGAUUAAUGACGUUUGGAAUUGAUUGAUACUAAACACAGCUAGAAACAGCACGUAUUUCGGAAAAUAUACUCACAAAUUGCCUUGAGUGUCUUUCACUAUCAAGAAGUCCUUUCAAUUGAAUUUUUCCGAAACAAAAAUGACCAUCUGGUAUUCUCAAUAUCAAAAGCUUAACGCGGCUUUCAUUAACAAUAGUAGACAGUAGUGUCACACUUCGAGAAUAAGUCGAGUUUUUCAUGAUUUUUGGUUGAAAUCGAAUCCGAAAGUUAAUUCCGUAAUACUGUAGUACGCAAUCAGCUCUUAAAAUAAUAGAAAUUAUACGAGGAAAAACUUGCUUAGACCUAAAAAUAUAAAUCAUAUUGACGAUACGAAAAACAUUUUUGAUUAUGCUUAGGAUUUUUCACGGCCUUAACCGUUGCAGUGUCGUUUUUUUUCAAAACUUACCUGCGCGCCAAGAUUGUGGGAAUAACAACUACUCUACUAAGGAUAAAAUCAAACAUUUUUGAGAUACUUUUUUUCAGAAGAAGCUUCAGUUAUAUUCUGACAAAAUUUCCUUUUCGUUUUUUGAAAUUUCGAUUUCGAACUUUUCAAACAAAAAAAACCGCUUCGGCAUGUUUCUGAAUGAUAAUGUGUGGAGUUAAAAGUACACUCAUUGCAUCUGGUUUCACCUCUGAAUUUUUCUGAGUUUCUAGGACUUCAGAGACGCUCCUCAAGUCUGUGGUUUGAAUGAAAUGACAUUGAAAUGUUACAAAAAAUUUCUUGUGUCGACCUUACAAAGCUUUUUUGGCAAUGACGUUCUGUCGCACGAUUUGUCAUGGCUCGCCUUUUGGGGGUCGGACUGAAGCGAAUUCUAAAUUAUUCGAAAUUUCUAUGCAUUUUUCGACGGGAAGCACAAAAAAAUGAUGAGAACUAGAAAAAAAUUAGGCAAUAGCUUAAACCAAAACAUUGCAAGAUGAUUCAAUUAUAUCGAACAUUUAUUUUUCACAAACCUCAAAUCAAUAUCGAAAUUAUUUUUUCAGUUACAGCCAACGAUUCUGAGAAUAAUAUUUUUCUUCAUUUUUUUGUUCGAAACUUCAGAGUACACCUACGCACAAAACGGAACAAACAAACGGUUUCCCAAGAAACAAUAAUUCUUUCAGCGAGUGUAAGAAAGGCUGGGAAACCCUGUGAUUUAUUGCAAAACCCAAAGCGCAAAAAAAGUUUUUGUUUUCACGCGGAAGUUCUUGUUCAAAAUAUAUGCAACAGAAAAAGUUCAUGUUUUCCGAAAGAAAAGGUUGGAAAUGUUCAGUAGCAAAUGAAUGACAGCUGAAAUCAACCGAUUCUAAUUUUUUUUCAAGUUUUCAAGUUUUUGAGAUCUUAUUUUAAGACCAAAGUGUUUCGAAACAAAAUAGUACGAAUGUUCUAUCCAGUGUCUUAGAUUUUUCCAUUUCUCUAACAUUACAACAAGAAACCUUGUAACUAACAAGGUUCCGAGAAAUGUCAGGUUUACCGACAAUCAGCUUGGAGAUUUUUUUGCCAUCAGUUUCUGAACACAACAUUUGCCGACCGAAGUGUGUACUCAAAUUUCACUUAUCCGUUCUUUUUUCCCUUGAUAAAGCGGCAAAUGUUGACUUUGCGCUAGUGACAAAGCGUUCUGAAACAGAAAUGUUCCGUAGAGAUAAAAUAAAUGACAGAAAGCUUGGGCUUGAUUGGAGCGGCGUUAUAUUUGAGUUUCAUAUCAAAAAAAGAUGGAUCAGUGGAAAAAAACCUCGAGAAUUAAUUGAAUUUUUUUGAUUCAGAAACAAGGGCAAAAUCUAACUAUAAUCCAAAAAAACAAAAACGUAAAACAGUUAAAAAAAUGGAGAAAAAAAUGAAUAAAUUUCCAAAUGAUUAUUUCAAUAACUAUUUAAAAUCACCCUUAACGUAAUCAAAAAAAUAUAGUUUAUAUAACCAAUAUAUCAACAACUCCAAGACGCCUAUUUUUCAUAAUAACAUCUUAAUGAACCUUUCUCUGAAUUUUCAGAUUGGGUGAGACUUGAGCUGGAAACAGUUCAAGUUAACCUUGACAACGACACUAGUCUCAACUUUGCCACCGUCCAAUCUGUCGUCCCAGGCGCCCACGGACUCUAUUACCGCGAGGAUGGAGAACGAAAAGCGCUUCCGUGAGUUGAACAUUUUUAGACAACAGAUUAUGGCAUUCGUUGUUUAUUGGUAUUUUAUUGUAAUUCUGGGAGAAGAAACAUUUCUAUGCGAAUAACUCAGUGGAAGAAAAAAAUCAACAGAAGUUUGAUGGAUCUAGUUUUAUUAAAUAAGUUUUUUUAAGUUUCAAAUCAUGAAAAAAAAUUUUAAAAAAUGCUAGAGGGAGCAUUAGGCUCAGACUUGAAACCUAUGGGGACCACCUAAACUUUAGCCGCCUAGGGAGCUUUAUAGUUUUUUCCUAGCCCCUCUAGACACCAUUCUUGCGCUCCUAAUUUUCAAAGUUGUGUUAAAAUUGGGUAACUUUGUAAUGCCCAUUUUUAAAAACAACAACUUCCUUUAACAACUGCGAGUAAAAGCCUGCUGUUUGGUUAGGUAAAACUGUUACCGCAGAAACGUGGUGACUCAAAAAUCGAAGUCAUGGUUCCAUUAGUCUUUUCUUUGAUACACUUGAACUAGUCAGCACAAAAACUGUUGGUGGCACAUACAGUACCUUUAGAAAAGAUACGAAGGAUCGGAACUUUGAUCGUAACUUUCUUAUAAGGAAUUCAAUAUUUUAAAAAGUUUCUGAAGCUGCGUUUUUUAUGAAUUGAAACUGCAUCAGAGUUUUGAAAAUAACAGUUUUCACAAUUCCAAAAAGUUUCAGAAAGAUUGAAUUUCUUACAAGACGGCACUGUUACCAGAGCAUAGCUUUCAGGCUUCAAUAGAGUUUUCACAAAAACGCUUACUUGGCUUUUAUGGUCAUUGAAUAUCGGGGCUGAUUCAAAAGCUCAAAAAAGAAAAGUUUUCAGAAUCAGUGUAUGGCUCUUAAAAUUAUCAUUUCAUAAGUUUUUAUUUUAGUUCACAACCUAAAAAAAAACCUGAGAAGCCUGAACUAUGAAUUUGUUCUAUUCUACCCUAGUUGAUGCGAAAAAAUUCAUUUCAAGUUCGUAAAAAAAACUCAUAAAAAAACCUCUCUCCAAUGUCUUUUAACAAUGCGCGGGCGUUAAAUAAUGUUUUCAUUUAGUUCUGUUAAGGUUUUUAGUAAAAGUACAAGUUUUUUUCAUCUAUUCUGAUUGAUUUAUAACUACAAGCGUUCAGCAAUCGACACAUUUAUCAAAGCAUCCAAACAAAGUUUAUCAGGGCAUUUCGUUUCACUUUCCCUCGUGACAAUAAUAGCCGCACUUGCUUAUCACCACCUGUCGGCCCUCGUUAUCACAAUUGUCAAUGAUCAAUAACAAUUGUUGCAGGUUCGACACGAACACGGGCAAAGUGUUGCCGCCGACGAGCGGCUGGGAAGCGCAGCCCAUCUAUAUUCACCUCGGUUUUUAGUCUUCCUUCACGGCUUUUUUUCGAAACAAACAAACGCAAAUGCUUUUUAUCAGCUCGUAAAACGGCGCAUUUAAUUCCCUUUUUUGCAGCGCAUGGUUCGCGUCAUGGCGUGCACUUUUCCGACUAUUCCAAGGCCAAUCAACAAUUUGAGAAGAACAUCAGCGCUGUUCAGAAACUAUUCGGUAGAAACACAAAAAACUGUAUGAGACGGAAGGAAAGGAUUUUCAGCCAUUGCUGGAAUGGGAGGACAUAGACAGUCCAAGAUUGAGAAGCCGAGAGCUAGAAGUCAGUCCAAGAAAGGGCCAAAAAGCGGAUACGAAGCUCAGCCGGAGAACGUUCAUAUCAGCGAUGAGGUGAGACUUGAAAAAAAGUCAUUGCUUCUAAAAAGAGUAGCGAGCGUUCCAAAAAGACCUUAAUUCAUGGAGAAAAAAAUGCAAUUUUUUUAUGAAGAUCUUGGAAAAUGAGAAAAAAAAUGAGCGAGAAAAAAAUGUUUUGAAAAUCUCUCUUUAUUAAAUGGGGUUUCCAGUGACUCACCAACCACUAUGCCUUUGAUCAGAUGGAAAAAAAGUUCAAAUAUUUUUUUCUCAUUAUUGAAAGUAAAUUAGAAAAAGGGUUAUUUUGAGCAGGAAAAGUUCAAUGGCAUGCGAAAACCUGAAAAUUCGAAAAUUGAAUGAUCCCCAUCUUUUCAGAGCGACAACGUAGGCCUGUUGAUUGAACAAAAAGACAAGCAGGUCGAGAAGCUCGUUCACAAGAACGCGGAGCUGAAACUGCGGUAGCUCCUUUUUAUUUGUAUUUUCAAUCUACUCAUAUUUUCAGUCUGAAAGAGACUAGACAUGAUUUGCAAGAAGCGCUGCAAAAACUGAAAGAGUAGGGAGGCGAUUGCAAUUCACUUUCUGACAAAUUAGUCGUUUUAGAUACGAAAACAAAGCGGCGCAGGGCCCGAGGUCGCCCGUCUCUGAAACUGAAAAUGUUCAGAAGUAUCUUCCAGUGCAUCGAAAUGAAACUCACAAUAAAUCAAUUCCAGAACUGAGGUCCCCGACAACUCGGAACACGAAGAAACCGUCCGCAACUUGACCCAGAGAAUUGAAACUUUGAAGAGAGAAAACGAAGAGAAAAGGUUUUGUUUAAAGAAAUAACGCUGUUUUUCAGUUUAAUGCAUGGCUUCUUUUUGUUCAGAUCGCACGACUUUAAGGAAAAAGAUGAGGAGAUCAAGUUUGCCGCUAUGAAAUCCAAGUUUAUUGAAAAUUGAGCAUUCAGUAACCUUCACAACGUGAUCGAAGACCUUCGCGCUCAGUUGGCCAAGAGCGAGAAGGAAAAGGUCGAAAACCAGAACAAAGUCGGAGAACACGAGGACAUGCUCAAGAGCGCCAAGGAGAAGUUGGUUUCAGGGUUUGGCGAGAACUCAAAAUUGUCGUUUCAGGGUCGCUUACCUGGAAUCUCAACUUUCUCAUGACACUCCUGGUAAUUUCUCAAAAGCGUUCUAGUGAAUAAAAUGUGAGUUUUAGUAAACAAGGGCCGCAGUCGUCCGCCUUCCGAAUCUCACGACGACACUUCCAUCAAAGUCCAGGUUCCCGAAGUCUUGGUUACCCCAUUAUAAAACAUUCUAAAGGUGAGAUCACUGGAAACAAAGCUCCAAUUGGCUCAAAACUCCAUCCGGACUCUCGAGAGCGAGAAGCAGAAGCUUCAGGAACAAAACUGGUUAGCAUAAUUUUUUUAUUAUUCACACAUUUUAACUAUGCUCAGGUAUGCCAACGAGCAAAUCGGCAAGCUGGAACAGGAAAAUGGAUAUCUCAAGGGAAUCACGGAUCAGUUGAAGUUUGAACGAGAUUUAUAACAAAAAGAAAAUUUAUAUUUUGAGGUUGCGUGCUGACAGUUCGUCGUCGGCUCAGAUUCUGCAAGAAAAAGACAAGAGGAUCUGGGAACUGGCUGAGGAAAAGAGCAAAAUGGAAUGGCGCAUGGGAGAAUUGACGCAAUGGUGGAGCGACGCCAAAUGGAAGUUCGUUUUUAAGAGUCAAAGCUCGUUAACCUGUAUUUCCACUGAAAAAUAAUAACGAACUGCUCCAGGAGCGGUGGGAGAAUUUCAAGUUGGAAUGAAUUAGGUUCAAACCUGAUUAUUUUACAGAAUCGGAGAGCUUGAAUCGGCUGUGAACCAACAGCGUUAUUUGCUGGACACUGCAAAUACCAAAAUCCAAAAUCUCAACGACAGGUUGGUUGAAAACUCAAAAGAAACAGAAAAUAUCUCCUAACUCAAACUUUUUGUAGGUUGAUAGAGGAGGUGAGGUACGGUUCAAGUUUUUUUUUCCAAAUUUUUGUUGGCUUGUUUGAUUUUUUCGACUUUUAUAUCGGAAUGUUCUCCUCUUACUUUUUUUUUACUAGAGUUUAUUGUCUUUGCGAGUUUUUUUAACCAGAUGUUUUUUGGUUUUUGUCUGUCUUCAGUCUGAAACGCUUGAAAAGUCGAAUACAAAACUUAAUAGGAAUUACGGAAACCUCUUUCCAUAGUUUUUAAAAAAAUAAGAUUUUUAUUGGAUAGACUCCAGUUAUUCACAAAAAAAGUGGGUUCGAGGGAUAAAUACGUCCGAGCAACUUCAUAAGUAUUAAUGGUUGAACCAAAAUAUGAGACUUCAAAAAGAAUUUCUAAAAAAAUUCAUUGAUAUUUGAAGGUCCAUAAUAUUGUCUUACCUCUUGUGAUUUUGUCUGCUGUGAGUUUUCUUUUUCUUCAAGUUUUCUUUUUUGAACUGAUGAAGCUUUUUUGGAUUUGUCUUUGAACCAAGUUCGGAACAUUAAUAACUUCGGUAUUUCUCAGCUCAAACAAGUCUUCCGAUAAAAACGUCUUCUCCGUGCAUCCAGGCUUCCAAGGAAACUGGCAGGUUGGACCGGCUAGGUAAGUGUUUUAAAAAUUGAAGUUUUCGAAUUAAGAAAAUAAAUUAGUCGAUUAGCAGAAAAUAAAAGCGUAAAUGAAUAAAGUGACGUGAAAGUUAAAAAAGUGUUUUCAAUUUGAAUCUUAAUUAUAAAUUUGAUGCUCUUUGCUUUUUUUAAACAAAAACCUUGGAAGUGAUAAAGAGCUGGAAAAGCAAAAAAAAAGUUGAUAUUCACAAAAAAUUUUUGAUUUUAGCGCUCCUGGACCGAUUUCCUACCAACCGGUUCCGUCUUAUGGACUUCCACCUGCGAUUCCUUCAUUCGUCUCUUAUCCUUCCAAUUCGCAGCAAUUCGGCGUCAACAAAAUCAGAAUCACUAUCGAAGACACUGAAGAUGAAGUUUUUCUGACGGUAAAAUAACUUCUGAAGGGGAAUUCGAAAGAAAAAAAAAAAUGAUUAAGGGCUCGUUCACGAACUGGCAGUGCGCCUUGCGAUGCGAGAAGCAAACCAACGGCAAAAAAGGCGUUUCUGUUGAUUUGCCUCGUGGAAGGUCAGUUUUGGAGCUUUGAAAAAUGCGACGGUCUUGGAAUUUGAAAAAGUUUUUCAAGAUUUGCCGCUCAGCAAAAAGCAGGGAUAAUUUCAUUCGAAAUGAUUCUUUAUCGCACUAUAGUUAAAACAAAAUGUAAUUUUUGAAAAUCUCGUCAGCUAAAAUAAAAAGCUCGUAAAGUUUGACCGUCAAACACUGACAUUAGAAAAAAACUUGAAAAUUUCAUCCGGGCCUUUUUUGAAAUAUUUACUUGUAUUCUCGAAAAAAAUAAACUAUAAGCAAGACUUUCUUAUAAUUAAGCACAUUUGAAGCAUCUAAGAAUAUAUUUGAGACAAAACGAAGCUAAAUUAGGGAUAAUCCUUAAAGUUUAGCAACUGAAAUCCAGCCUGCUCAAUCCUCAUCACCAUCAAAAUCAGUCUCUUCUUGCAGAUACGAGUUCCGGUUCCUCGUGAGCGGGCAGUGGAAGACUUCUGGAGACUACAGCCUCGUGCCCAACGGCCUCGGCGGCAUGAACAACGUGCUCAACGUCGAUUAA
This is a messenger RNA of Caenorhabditis auriculariae, 7478 nucleotides long. Lineage: Eukaryota; Metazoa; Nematoda; Chromadorea; Rhabditida; Rhabditidae. The record is from the annotation of a GenBank genome assembly.